Molecule: messenger RNA, 4272 nt
Organism: Marmota monax (woodchuck)
Lineage: Eukaryota; Metazoa; Chordata; Mammalia; Rodentia; Sciuridae
Gene: Ttc5
Product: tetratricopeptide repeat domain 5
Exons: 10
Coding region: 96-1418 (440 amino acids)
Molecular function (GO): protein binding
Source: RefSeq, a predicted model, not a curated record
GCUGUGGCUCCGCGAUGGGCGUGUGUGUGCGUCUCUGUGAUUACAAACUUGAGGGCUGAGAAGCCGAGGGCAGAGAAGCCGAGUGCGGCUCGGGAAUGAUGGCUGAGGAAGAGGAAGAAGCUAAGCACAUCUUGCAGAAAUUACAGGAACUGGUGGAUCAGCUCUAUUCAUUUCGAGAUAGCUAUUUUGAGACACAUAGUGUUGAGGAUGCUGGGCGGAAGCAACAGGAUGUGCGGGAGGAGAUGGAGAAGACCCUGCAGCAGAUGGAGGAAGUAUUGGGUUCUGUCCAGGGCAAGGCACAGGCUCUGAUGCUAACAGGAAAGGCACUGAAUGUGACUCCUGACUAUAGCCCUAAGGCUGAGGAGCUUCUGUCAAAGGCUGUGAAGCUGGAACCUGAGCUGGUGGAAGCCUGGAACCAGCUGGGUGAGGUCUACUGGAAGAAAGGGGAUGUUGCAGCUGCCCACACCUGCUUCUCAGGAGCCCUCACCCAUUGCAAGAAUAAAGUCUCCCUGCAAAACCUGUCAAUGGUGCUUCGCCAGUUGCGGACUGACACAGGAGAUGAACAUUCUAACCAUGUCAUGGACAGUGUUCGACAAGCUAAGUUGGCUGUGCAGAUGGAUGUCCUCGAUGGCCGCUCCUGGUAUAUUCUGGGGAAUGCAUACCUUUCUCUAUACUUCAAUACUGGCCAGAACCCUAAGAUAUCCCAACAAGCCCUCAGUGCCUAUGCCCAAGCAGAGAAGGUUGACAGGAAAGCUUCUAGCAAUCCUGACCUUCAUCUGAACAGGGCAACGUUACAUAAAUAUGAAGAGAGUUAUGGGGAGGCCCUGGAGGGCUUUUCUCGGGCUGCAGCACUAGACCCUGCCUGGCCAGAGCCCCAGCAACGAGAGCAACAACUCCUGGAAUUCCUUAAUAGAUUAACCAUCCUCCUGGAAAGCAAGGGAAAGAUGAAGGUGAAAAAGCUACAGAGCAUGCUGGGAAACUUGCGUCCUGCCCACCUAGGCCCCUGUGGUGAUGGUCGCUAUCAAUCAGCCUCUGGGCAGAAGGUGACCCUGCAGCUCAAGCCUCUGAGUGAGCUGAAGCCUGGUGUAAAUAGUGGUGCUGUGGUCCUGGGAAAGGUGGUGUUUAGCCUAACCACAGAGGAGAAAGUCCCCUUUACAUUUGGCCUAGUAGAUUCAGAUGGACCUUGCUAUGCAGUGAUGGUGUAUAAUAUGGUGCAGAGCUGGGGAGUGCUCAUUGGGGACUCCGUAGCCAUCCCUGAGCCUAACUUGCGGCUUCACCAAAUUCAGCACAAAGGAAAGGACUAUUCCUUUUCCAGUAUUCGUGUGGAGACUCCCCUCCUGCUGGUGGUGAAUGGAAAGCCUCAGGGUUCCAGCAGCCAGGCUGCUGCCACAGUGGCCUCUCGACCGCAGUGUGAAUGACCUCUCCUGACUUGCAUGCUGAAGAGGGAGUGGAGGCGAGGAUAUAUGCUCAAGGCACUCGGCCACUGGACCAGCCACAUCCAAUGACUCUGAGGGAUUUGGGGAGGGAGUAUUUUAAAUGAAGACUUUCCCUUUUCCUGCCCAAUAAGAUAUUUUGUGUCUCUUUUUUUUUUUUCUCCCAUCAUGUUCCAGCUCUUUUCAGAGCCACAUAGUCUCAUGAUAUAUCUCUCCUGCCUUUUUUAACUUUUUGACUGCUGUUUUAAGCAAAGAGCUUAGAAUUGGUAGAAGUGUUAGAAUCUUGCCAUGGGACAGGGUCCCCAAGGUUCCUGUUUUUUGUCUCCGUCCUGAGUCUAAUAUGUAUAUAUCAGUUCAGUAUUUAUUGCUAAGGGGAGGGGUGCUUAACUUUUUAAUGGCUUGAUUUUUGAGCAUUUUUUAAGAUUUAAGUUCUUCCCCUAAUUUGGGGCUGGAACAAAAUUAAACUUGUUUCAAAGAAAAAAAUACCAUGUAGUUUGGUUUGCUUUUUUCUCUCCAGGCUUGGAUUCUUGCAUUUAAGAUCUAUUGAAAUAAUACUAUUUGGUUUUUAUAUAAAAUAGUUUAUUUCUCUCCCAGUUAAAAAAUUCUGGCAAUAGACAGCCCAGGAAUGAAAGCUCCAGAAGAUUGCUGGAGAAACAGUUUCAUUUCAUAUUCUCAUUUUAUCAUCCUUAGAUGUGGUCCUCAUUAUGGUCCAAAGUGGCAGAGCAAUAUUAUUCUAAUAGUGUUUCCUAGGCUGAAAGACCAGAAAAAGCCAUAUAUUUCAUUUCUUCAGGUUCUAGUGAUAUAUUUUAUAAGUUUCUCUCAAUAUUUUCAUGGAAAAAUAAGGAAACAUGAGUGAGAAUUAAUAACCAAUUGAACAGCUGUAAGAUAUUAAUGCUUACAGAUGUAUUUGGAAGACUUCUAGUGAUAUAGCUCAGGUCUUUCUCCUUGGUACAGUCCUGUUCAACUCUUGUUCAGUGACUUGAGUAUCAUUGAAAUUUUGUAAAGAAUGUAAAAUACUUCUCAGUGAAUUGAUUACAGUGUUCAAGCCUAUCUAAAGAAGUUAUAUCUAUCUUCUAUAGGUAUAGAAGAUAGAAGUUAUCUUCUGUCUAAAGAAGUUAUAAAAGCUGGAUGUAACAAGAUAAAAUUUUUUAUUGGUACAUUUUAAUGGAAUUCAUUAUGCUAUAGUCAUACAUGUGCAUAAUAUAAUUUGAUCAAUCUUAUUGCCUAAUACCUCUCCUUCUCCUUCCCUUCUCCACCUGAUCCCCCUUGAUCUAAUGGUCUCCCUUCUUUUAUUAUUUUUAAUUAGUGCAUUAUAAUUUCAUACAAUAGUGGGAUUCAUAGUGGUAUGUUUGUACAUGGAUAUAGCAUAAUUGGUAGAUUUCAUUCCCCAGUACUUCCCCAUGCCUUUUUCUCUUCCCUCCUUCUUGAUCCCCUUUCUAUACUUUAUUGGUCCCCUUUGUGAGAUUCCCAUUUUUUCCUCUAACUGCCACCUCAGAGAAAAUACUAGUCCCUUGUUGUUCUGAGUCUGGAUUAUUUCACUUAGUACAAUAUUCUCUAGUUCCAUCCAUUUAUAAGAAGAUGACACAAUUUCAUUCUUCUCAGGCUGAGUAAACCUCCACUGUGUAUAUAUACCAUAUUUCCUUUAUUCAUUUGUUGAUAGAUACCUAGGCUGGUUCCAUAACUUAGUUAUUGUGGAUUGUGUUGCUCUAAACAUUGGUAUGUAAGUAUUCCUAUAGAAUGCUGAUAUUAGUUUUUUUUUUUUUUGAUAAAUAUCAAGGAGUAGGAUAAAUGUAUUGUAUGGUGGUUCCAUUCCUAGCCUUUAGAGAAAUGUUCAUACUAUUUACAAAAUGAUUGUAUUAAUUUUCAGUUCUAACAACAAUAUAUAAGUGUACAUUUUCCCACAUCCUCUCUAGCAUUUAAUAUUGUUUUCUUGAUGCUUGCCAUUCUCACUGGAGUGAGAUAAAAUCUCAGUGUAGUUUUGAUUUGCAUUUCCCUGGUUGCUAAAGAUGUUGAACAUUUUUUCAUAUAUUUGUUGGCCAUUUGUAUGUCCUCGUUUGAGAAAUGUCUGUAUAAGUUAUUUGCCUACUGACUGGGUUAUUUGUUUUUCUGGUGUUACUUUUUUUUUUUAGUUCUUUAUAUAUCUGGAUAUUAAUCCUUUAUUGGAAGAGUAACUAGCAAAGCUUUUCUCCCAUUCUGUAGGUUCUUUCUUCAUGCUCUUAAUUAUUUUCUUUGCUGUGCAGAAGCUUUUUAAUUUGAUGCCAUCCUUCUUAUUGAUUCUAAUUUUAUUUCCCGAGCAUCAGGAGUCUUAUUAAUUCAAUGCCUGUAUAUUGGAGUGUUGACACUAUGUUUUCUUCUAGCAGUUUCAGUGUUUCUGGUCUAAUUUCUAGAAUCACUUUGAAUUGAAUUUUUAUACAGGGUGAAAGAUAGGACUCUAGUUAUUCUUCUACAUAUAUUCAACAUCAUUUGUUGAAAAGGCUAUCUUUUAUCUAAUAUAUAUAUAUUUUUUGGCAUCUUUGUUGAGUAACAAAUAACUGUAUCUUUGUGGAUUUGUCUCUUGAGUUUUCUAUUCCAUCCAUUGAUCUUCAUUUCUCUUUUCAUGCCAAACAAUGCUGUUUUUGCUACUGUAGUUAUGUAGUGUAAUUUUAGAUUAGGUGUUGUGAUGCUUUCCAACAUUGCUUUUAUUGCUCAAAAUUGCUUUAGCUAUUCUGGCUUUCUUAUUCUUCUAUAAGAUUUUUAGGACUUUUUUCUAGUUCUGUAAAGAAUGUCAUUGAUAUAUUGAUAGGGAUUGUAUUGUAUCUGUAGAUCACUUUUGAUAAUAAAGCCAUUUUGACAAUUCCAA